AAGAAACUCCACAAAUUCUUCAGCACAUCAGCACAUAUGUACAUCAGCUGAUUCUCCCACUCUUUCGCUCUUCAACAGACAGUAUACUCGAAUCGACACAGACUAGAUAAUAGAAUUGGCUACGUCGACGCACUGUUUUUCUAACAUUGACUACAAAGAAAUCAUCGUAUUCGAACAACGACAGCACCGUAAAAGCUAAUGGCAAAUCAUGAAAUUGUCAGAUCGAAAAGCUGGUUUUGGGAAUGGUUUAGCUGGUCUGGCUCAUCUUCAGCUAUGUUACGUUCUGUUGAGAAAAAAAUUCUUUCUUGUUUGAAAACUGCAUAUCGAGGAUGGUAUGUGGACAUAGGACCAGUUGUAGGAACAUCAGAUAAAAUAUGGACCAUUUCUUUAAAUGAAGAAUCACCAAACACACCAAUUGUUCUGUUGCAUGGUUUAGGGGCAGGUGUAGCAUUAUGGUGUUUAAAUCUUGAUGCUUUGGCUUCACAGAGACCAGUGUAUGCCAUUGAUAUAUUAGGUUUUGGUAGAAGUAGUCGUCCUGUUUUUAGCAAUGAAGCACAAGUAGCUGAGAGUCAACUAGUUCGUUCCAUAGAGGAAUGGCGCAGGGAGAUGCAGUUAGAGAAAUUUGUGCUGUUAGGUCAUUCAAUGGGCGGUUUCCUUGCAGCAUCAUAUAGUAUGCAAUAUCCUGAAAGAAUAAAACAUCUAAUUCUUGCUGAUCCUUGGGGAUUCCCUGAAAGACCUGUAGAACGAAUUUCCAGAGCUCCUAUGUGGGUAAAAGUUAUAGCAUAUAUAAUGGAACCAUUAAACCCACUAUGGCCAGUGAGAGUAGCUGGUCCAUUUGGGCAGUGGUUAAUUGAAAAAACAAGGCCAGAUAUAGUAAAAAAAUUUGCACCUGUAUUAAAGGAUGACACUGCUGUGAUUUCACAGUAUUUGCAUCAAUGUAAUGCCCAAACACCAUCUGGUGAGAGUGCAUUUCAUGCAAUGAUGCAACAUUUUGGUUGGGCCAAAAAUCCUAUUGUUAGGAGAAUGGAUAAACUAAGUCCAGAUAUUCCCAUAACUCUAUUAUAUGGUAGUCGAUCUUGGGUCGAUAAUUCAUCUUGGGAAACACUUAAACAAGCUAGAGCAUUGUCGUACAUUAAUGUUCAGGCCAUAACAGGAGCAGGACAUCAUGUUUAUGCUGAUAAAAGUGAAAUUUUCAAUAAAUAUGUAUUAGAAGCAUGCAAUCUAAGUGAUUCGAUAUCCCAUUUAACAGUAUCAGAUAUUCGUUCAAACAUUAAAAAUAUAAAUGAACAACAAAUUCCACUUAUUUUAACUAACGAGGAAGUUGACUCUAAAACCGUUCAGGAACAGGAAUUGAACACGCCACAAACGCGAUCUAGUUGAAAUUUAGUAUAAAAUUUUAUUGUUAAAUCAUACUCUAUUGACUUUAAUAUCCAUUCGGAUGAAUUGCAUGAUUUAUGUGAUUUAGAUUAGGUAUACAUGUACUGCAGUAUACCAAACAAGAAUCACGUGUUGAUUAAUAUUAUUGUACAAUUUAAUUUCUAAUUUAUGUUUUACUUUGUUAAUUUUAUAAUUUAUAAUUUCUUGAAUUGUUUCAAGGACGACAGUACUCAAUUCUUAGUUUAAGUUUAUUAUCCCACCACCUACGUCUCCGAAAACUAGUUGAAUGUUGGAGUAUUGAAUUUUUGUACAAAUUUCAAUUUCUUGCUAUGAUUAUAGAUAUGAUAAAAUAAAUAAUAAAUAUUGAAAAAGGGAAUAACAGUACAUGUACGGAAUUAUUUAAAUACUUGAGAUUGAUCACAAACAAAACAUAUAAUAAAUCAUCAGAAUCAAAUCGAGUCAAUGGGAUCAAUAAUUUGGACGAAUAUUGCAAAUAUGUCAUGUUACUUACAUGGGUCUUACAGAGGGAAGUUGAAUUGUACAUUAUGCACAAAUGUAACAUAAAAUAAAAUGAACUGUGGGAAAAUAAAUAUCAUUAACAUUAGUU
Bombus impatiens (common eastern bumble bee) is the source of this 1984-nucleotide messenger RNA. RefSeq names its product (Lyso)-N-acylphosphatidylethanolamine lipase (gene puml). Gene Ontology annotation, cellular component: lipid droplet. Lineage: Eukaryota; Metazoa; Arthropoda; Insecta; Hymenoptera; Apidae. The record is from RefSeq and is a predicted model, not a curated record. The transcript is spliced from 7 exons. The coding region runs from base 199 to 1380 and encodes 393 amino acids.